AUCCGUCAGCUCGGCCCUCUCCCAUCCUGCUGCGGGCUCGCCAGGCGAGCGUGGAUCAUCUUGUGGCGGCGAGUCGCGGGCUGGACAGCAGUCGACAUGACGGCCAGCAUCAGAUACAAGAGUCGUAUUCCGGUCAAAACGGAGGACAGCGCCGAGGAGAAGCAGUAUGUGGGCUUCGCCACUCUGCCUAACCAAGUCCACAGGAAGUCGGUGAAGAAAGGUUUCGACUUCACUCUCAUGGUGGCGGGCGAGUCCGGCAUGGGCAAAUCCACAUUGGUCAACAGCUUGUUCCUCACAGACCUCUACAAGGACAGGAAGCUGCUGAAUGCUGAGGAGCGCAUCAACCAGACGGUGGAGAUCAUUAAACACACGGUGGACAUCGAGGAGAAAGGAGUCAAGCUCAAGCUGACCAUUGUGGACACGCCAGGCUUUGGAGACGCCGUCAACAACAACGAGUGCUGGAGGCCCAUUACAGACUACAUUGAUCAGCAGUUUGAGCAGUACUUCCGCGAUGAGAGCGGCCUCAACAGGAAGAACAUCCAGGACAAUCGUGUCCACUGCUGCCUGUAUUUCAUCCCGCCAUUUGGUCACGGGCUGCGUCCAGUCGAUGUUGAGUUCAUGAAAGCUCUGCACGAAAAAGUGAACAUCAUCCCUCUCAUUGCCAAAGCCGACUGCCUCACGCCUAACGAAAUCAAGAAGCUAAAGGACCGAAUACGAGAGGAAAUAGACAAGUUUGGCAUCAAAGUCUACCAAUUUCCUGAAUGUGACUCGGAUGAGGAUGAAGAGUUCAAACAACUGGACAAAGAGCUAAAGGAGUGCACCCCCUUUGCCGUGAUUGGCAGUAACACAGUGGUGGAGGCUCGAGGGCAGCGAGUGCGAGGGCGGCUUUACCCAUGGGGCAUCGUUGAAGUGGAGAACCAGUCCCACUGUGACUUUGUCAAGCUGAGGAACAUGCUGAUCCGCUCGCACAUGCACGACCUCAAAGACGUGACCUGCGACGUCCACUAUGAAAACUACAGAGCACAGUGCAUACAGGAGAUGACCAGUAAACUGUCUCAGGACAACCGCAUGGAGUCUCCCAUCCCCAUCCUGCCCUUGUCCACCCCGGAUUUGGACACUGAAAAAUUGAUUAAAAUGAAAGAUGAGGAGCUGAAGAGGAUGCAGGAGAUGCUGACUAAGAUGCAGCAGCAGAUGCACGAGAAAGACUAGCAGCGCCACCUGGUGUUCUCUCGAACAACAACUUGAGACAUUGAACAUCACACAGCAUUUUUUUUUCUUUUGAAUGAGUGGCUGCACAUUUAUCUUCAUUGUGUUUGGUGUUUUUGUACAAGUCCAGGUCGUCUGCCUUUUUCUUUGCUUUUGUCCCCCCAACAUAACAUACAUGAUGAAUGCUUAAUUUAAAUCACUAAUAAGCGUAUCUAAUUUAUAUAUAUUGAAAAAAACAAUGCUAACUUUUACGAAUAUUUUGUCAGGGUAUUUGCAAGAUGUUUUCUUGGUGACAUUUGAAUUUUUUUAUUCUGUGAAAGUGCGUGUGUGUGUGUGUGUGUGUGUGUGUGUGUGUGUGUGUGUGUGUGUGUGUGUGUGUGUGUGUGUGUGUGUGUGUGUGUGUGUGUGUGUGUGUGUGUGUGUGUGUGUGUGUGUGUGUGUGUGUGUGUGUGUGUGUGUGUGUGUGGGAGUCAUUAAUGUCUACAGGUCCAUAACUUUUUUUUUGGUCUUUGCACAUCUGAUAAUCAGAAUUGUUUAUUUAUAUAAUGUCAAGAAACUCAGCUUUUUUUCCCGAGCUGAGCUAAUAAUGCACUUAUUGUCAGAGGUCAAAGAUGUUAACUGUGAACAUACACCACUAAUAAUGAUGAGAGGUUGCUUUUGUAAGCAUGCUGCCGUGCUCCUGUGCUUGAUACUCUUUAUUUCACAGCUACCAUUUAGGAUUUUUAUUUUUGCUUUAUGGUGUUGAUGCUUCUGUUUUUAAAAAAAAAAAAAAACAUUGUUACUGAAUUCUGCCCAUGAAGAAGAACAAUAUGCGAGUGAGUGAAAUUAAGUGCAUCUUCUGUCCAAUUUGACAAAUAAACGUGUUUUUCGUCA
Messenger RNA from Entelurus aequoreus (snake pipefish), 2079 nucleotides. It is a transcript of the gene septin5a, whose product is annotated as septin 5a. The transcript is spliced from 12 exons. Gene Ontology annotation, biological process: regulation of exocytosis; cytoskeleton-dependent cytokinesis. Gene Ontology annotation, cellular component: cell division site; microtubule cytoskeleton; septin ring. Lineage: Eukaryota; Metazoa; Chordata; Actinopteri; Syngnathiformes; Syngnathidae. Bases 97 to 1209 code for a protein of 370 amino acids. Gene Ontology annotation, molecular function: GTPase activity; molecular adaptor activity; GTP binding. The record is from RefSeq and is a predicted model, not a curated record.